AUGAAAUUUGGUCUCCGAAUCACCACAACAUUUUUCUUAGCAUUUCCAUUGCAAAGGUCACCAUCUUUCCCAAUCAAGAAGGACCACAUAGUGUCCUCUGUUGUGAUUUUAUUUGGAGGGGCAUUGUUCUCUCUAAAUUCUAAUGCUGCCUUUCUGUUGUAUGUUGCAGAAAAUGCUUCCUUUCUGAGUGUCCCUUUACGUUCACUCAACAUUUCAAAUUACAUUCUAUCUUUGUCUCCUUCAUGCAUAGAAGAAGAUGUGCUGGGAUUUUGGUUGGGAAUGAUGCCAAUUGCAUUUGCUGUAGCAUAUGUUGGCUCAACCUUUAAGAGUCUUUCAGAGAUUACACAUGGAUCGAACCAAGUUUCAACAAUUCAAUGGGUACUAUUGUCAAUGGGCUUAGCAUUAUCAGUGGCUGUGUUGGCUUUCAUCACCAUAAUUGCUAAUGCCCCUGAUGAAUUAGCUAAGCUGGACCUCCCGAAGCCUGUCAAGGUCAGAAUAGAUCCACUAAGAGAAGAUCUUGAAAGAAAAAUGUUAGUUACUGUGUGAGCUUAGUAUA
This is a messenger RNA of Abrus precatorius (Indian licorice), 556 nucleotides long. RefSeq lists its product as uncharacterized. Gene Ontology annotation, cellular component: membrane. The record is from RefSeq and is a predicted model, not a curated record. The transcript is spliced from 5 exons. Lineage: Eukaryota; Viridiplantae; Streptophyta; Magnoliopsida; Fabales; Fabaceae. Bases 1 to 546 code for a protein of 181 amino acids.